CAAAUGCAUAUCAAGGCAAAUCCAAAUCGUAGGCUUCGUUGCAUUCGUGCUUCCCGUCGAUUCGCGGCCGUAACUUUCGCCGCUCAUCGAUAGCUCGCCAGGCGAAAACAGCAACUCAUAUCGCCUCCCCAAGCCCCAGAUCCAUUGUCGUUGCUGCCAAUGCUACGACAUUUCAAAACAAUCUUCACCUUGAACUACGGCGUACCCCACCCACGCAUCUGAUCGAUAACUCCACGAAGAACCUCAAGCACCAAAAGCCAUUUCUGAACUCGAGCCCUUCCACGAUGCAUCUUCCCCUCGUCUUCGCCCUCGCCGUUGCCGCGACCGCCACAGCGACAGCCGAUGUCACCAACGUCCAUCUCGACAAAAUAAGCGAGUUGGCAAAGACGACAACGCUUAAACCCACAACUAACCCCCGUCCGCCACCGUCCAACGACUUUUACAUCCACCAUGAUGGGUACUCGCUCCUCUUCAACUGCGAACGUCGCACGGCGGACCGGUGGAACUACACGUUAGCUACCGACAAGAGGGACGCCACUCGCCCCCCGUCCUUUUACUCCGACCCGUCCAUCCCUGCUCAGUGCCAGCAAUACUCGACCAAGGCGUACGCCGCCGUUCGGGGGGGCUACGAUCGUGGCCACUUGGUCGCGAGCUCCAUGAUGACGGACAGCCCCGAACAGCGCCAUCAGUCCCAUUACAUGACCAACAUUGCCCCCCAAGUGUCGAGCUUCAACCAAGGCAUUUGGGUAACCACGGAAGACAUCGAGGCGUGCUACCGCAACCUGAACCGCAUCUACACGUGGGGCGGCAUCUUGUACACGGACGAGGCGAACGACCACUUCUACGAAAGCCAUGGCAUCCGCACGCCCGACUACUGGUGGAAGGUCGUGUUGACCAAGGACAGCAGCGGCCAGGACAAGAUCAUCUCGUGGUUCUUUCCCAACCAAGAGAACUUGGGGGCGGUCGACAAAUACUUGGUGUCUGUCAACGACAUCGAAGCGCGAUUGACCGAUGGCUUGGGGCCGAUUCCCGUGCCUGCCGCCCUCAAGUCGUUCAAGGCGACUACGAGUUGGGCCAAGCCCGCAGGUUGCUCCCGCGCGUAGUUGUCCCGUCGCCAUGAAAUAAGUUGCUGCAAAAUCAAAUGUCCAUAUUUGUUCUC
This is a messenger RNA of Aphanomyces invadans, 1159 nucleotides long. RefSeq lists its product as hypothetical. The transcript has a single exon. Lineage: Eukaryota; Oomycota; Saprolegniomycetes; Saprolegniales; Verrucalvaceae. Bases 285 to 1103 code for a protein of 272 amino acids. Gene Ontology annotation, molecular function: metal ion binding; nucleic acid binding; endonuclease activity. The record is from RefSeq and is a predicted model, not a curated record.